CUCUCUAUCAUUUUCAUUUUUUCUUCCCUUGCUCUCUCUACAAUUUUCAUUCUCGAGAACCGAAGGCCUCUAGGGUUUGGUUGCCAACCAGACUGACUUCUUGCAUUUCGUGAAAGUGUUGAAUCGAGGACUUUGUAUGAAAAGGCUUGAAUACCUACUCUCCUUAAUUGAUUGAUUUUGGAUUCUAUUUUUAUGUUGUAGCUGACUAACUGAAGAUUGGUUUGAUGAAGCGCAUAAAGGCAUAGUUAAGAGAUCUGGUUGCUUUGUUUCAGUUGGAAAAUGCUUGCUUUGAACAAUUUGUGAUUUGUAGUUGAUAGGACCUGAGGUGCAUAAGAAGAGGCAUAAGGGCUCAAGUUUGAUGUGGUUUUGCCGAAAAAGAAGUAAUGCGUUGAGUAAUGGCACCUACGGUUCGAGCUCAUAAGGCAGCUGAAGUUGCUAUUGGGUCAAUUGGGCGUGGAUAUGAUGUAGCAAUAGAUCUGAGGUUGAAAUACUGUAAAGGGGAUUUGAGUGACUCCCAUUUAAUUGAGAUUGAUCAAGAUGGAGGUCAUGAGAUUGUUUUGCCUGGUGGGAUAUCUAUUCCCAAUGUGUCCAAAUCUAUAAAAUGUGAUAAAGGGGAGCACACGCGGUUUAGGUCUGAUGUUCUCUCUUUCCAGCAGAUGUCAGAGCAAUUCAAUCAGGAGCUAUCUUUAACUGGUAAAAUUCCUUCGGGUCUCUUCAAUGCCAUGUUCGAUUUCUCAGGUUUUUGGCAGAAAGAUGCAGCCAACACCAAGACUCUUGCUUUUGAUGGGGUGUUCAUCUCACUCUACACUAUUGCCUUGGAGAAAUCUCAGAUGGUGCUUCGAGAUCAUGUAAAGAAAGCCGUCCCAUCGGCAUGGGAGCCUGCUGCGCUGGCAAGGUUUAUUGAGACAUUUGGCACCCAUGUUAUUGUUGGUGUGAAGAUGGGAGGGAAGGAUGUAAUUUAUGUAAAACAGCAGCAUUCAUCACCUCUUCAAUCUGCUAAUGUGCAGAAACAAUUAAAGGAAAUGGCAGAUAAGAGGUUUUUAGAUUCUUGUGGACAGUAUAGCAUGCCCUCUGAACAACUUUAUCAGAAUGACAAGUUUGAAAUUAGGGAGCAGCGGCUCAGGUUCGCUGAUACCAGUCCAUCAAGUUCUUAUUCACAUAAAGAGGAUAUUGUAAGAAUUUGCAAGAGGAGAGGUGGAAAUGAUAACCGAAACUUAUCUCAUAAUGAGUGGUUGCAAACUGUUCAAUUUGAGCCUGACGUGAUAUCAAUGUCCUUCAUCCCAAUUACUUCUUUGUUAAAUGGAGUCCCAGGGAGUGGCUUCUUAAGCCAUGCCAUAAAUCUCUACCUAAGAUAUAAACCGCCGAUUGAAGAACUACACCAAUUUCUGGAAUUUCAGUUGCCAAGGCAGUGGGCACCUGUAUUCAGUGAGCUACCCCUUGGUCCUCAACAGAAGCAGCAAAGCACCUCAUCUUUAAAAUUCAGUCUCAUGGGACCCAAGCUUUUUGUGAACACCAAUCCAGUUGAUGUGGGUCAGAGACCUGUGACUGGCCUUCGGCUUUAUCUUGAAGGUAGAAGCAGCAAUCGCUUGGCCAUCCACAUGCAACAUCUCUCCUCUCUUCCGAAAGUCUUCCAACUCAUAGAAGAUCCAAAUGGCAACUUCCGUCAGGAGAACUAUGAUCGUAAAUACUAUGAGAAGGUUCAGUGGAAGAACUACUCUCAUGUCUGCACUGCUCCUGUUGAGUCUGAUGAGGAUCUCUCAAUUGUAACUGGAGCACAGUUACAGGUCGAGCAUCAUGGGUUCAAAAGUAUUCUUUUUUUACGACUCCGCUUCUCAACUGUUUUGGGAGCAACAACCGUCAAGCAUCCAGAGUGGGAUGGAUCACCGGGUUUGACACCCAAGUCAGGACUCAUAUCAACAUUAAUCAGCCAUCACUUCACAACUGUACAGAAGCCACCUCCACGGCCAGCUGAUGUCAAUAUAAACUCUGCCGUCUACCCUGGUGGCCCUCCAGUUCCGGUCCAAGCCCCAAAGCUUCUAAAAUUCGUAGACACAACAGAGAUGACAAGAGGGCCGCAGGAUCCUCCCGGCUAUUGGAUCGUUUCCGGGGCAAGACUAAUCAUUGAGAAGGGCCGGAUCUCUCUACGGGUUAAAUAUUCUUUGUUGACUGUAAUUGGACCAGAUGAAGAAGACCUAGAUGAGCAGUAGCAAAAUUUUUCUCUCCUAUUAGAAGAAAAGGACGAUAGCAAACACUAUCAAAGAAAGUGAUCAGAAAUGAUGCACAAUAUGGUUGAUCGAUUGAUAGAACCUUGCUGUUGCAAAUCAAGAAUGCAAAGGAACGCUUCUAAAUUUCAAAGUGAAUGAUGGAUGGAUGAUGGUGGUUGUAUAAAAUGUGUUCAUAAGCAUUUUUCUGUUGUAAUUUUCGUUGUAUUUUUUCAGGUAGAUCCUUGAUGAUAUUGCCUGAGUGUCGUGGGUGGGGCAGUGUUACAAAGGGCAUUUUGACAUCCCGAAUCCUCGAAGUUAGAGGAUUCUUGUGUAGUUUUACCUGUUACAAAAGAGAGCCCAGUUUGGUGAAUCUCUUGCAUUGAAAUUCAGAAUGGUUUAUUAUUUGAGGAAGGUAUACAAAAUCAUGUUCCAUCA
This is a messenger RNA of Mangifera indica (mango), 2639 nucleotides long. Its product is annotated as MACPF domain-containing protein At4g24290-like. The transcript has 10 exons. Gene Ontology annotation, biological process: plant-type hypersensitive response; regulation of salicylic acid mediated signaling pathway. The coding region runs from base 396 to 2207 and encodes 603 amino acids. NCBI's taxonomy places the organism in Eukaryota, Viridiplantae, Streptophyta, Magnoliopsida, Sapindales, Anacardiaceae. Gene Ontology annotation, cellular component: plasma membrane. The record is from RefSeq and is a predicted model, not a curated record.